Messenger RNA from Pogoniulus pusillus (Red-fronted tinkerbird), 6979 nucleotides. Its product is annotated as protein argonaute-4. The record is from RefSeq and is a predicted model, not a curated record. NCBI's taxonomy places the organism in Eukaryota, Metazoa, Chordata, Aves, Piciformes, Lybiidae. The transcript is spliced from 18 exons. Gene Ontology annotation, molecular function: protein binding; RNA endonuclease activity; miRNA binding. The coding region runs from base 298 to 2883 and encodes 861 amino acids. Gene Ontology annotation, biological process: regulatory ncRNA-mediated post-transcriptional gene silencing.
CGCACGGGCUCGGCGGCGGCGCAGCGGGGGGAUUGUUUGCGCCGCCGCUCGGGGAAGCGGAACGCGGGGAUCGGUCCCCGCCGCGCCCCCUCUUCGUCGUCGACCUCCUCCUCCACCUCUUCGUCCUCAUCGUCCUCCCCGCGCCCCGCCGCCGCCGGCCCCGUUCCCCCUCAAGGCCCCAGCCCCGCAGCCAAUAUUCCCGAGAUCAAGCGCUACGCGGCGGCGGCGGGGCCGGCGACGGGGCCCGGGGCGGUCGGCGGGGCCGGGGGGGACCGCAGCGAGGCCGCCGCCGCCGCCAUGGAGGCGCUGGGACCCGGGCCCCCAGCAAGCCUUUUCCAGCCACCCCGCCGCCCGGGCCUGGGAACUGUUGGGAAACCCAUCCGCCUCCUUGCCAAUCACUUUCAGGUUCAGAUCCCCAAGAUUGAUGUUUAUCACUAUGAUGUAGACAUCAAACCAGAAAAACGGCCCCGAAGAGUCAACAGAGAGGUGGUGGAUACCAUGGUGAGACACUUCAAGAUGCAGAUAUUUGGUGAUCGGCAGCCUGGGUACGAUGGGAAGCGCAACAUGUACACGGCUCACCCCUUACCCAUCGGCCGGGACAGAGUGGAUAUGGAAGUGACGCUCCCAGGAGAGGGCAAGGACCAGACGUUUAAAGUCUCCAUUCAAUGGGUGUCAGUGGUCAGCCUUCAGCUGCUGCUGGAAGCUCUGGCUGGGCACUUGAAUGAAGUUCCUGAAGAUUCUGUGCAGGCUCUUGAUGUGAUCACUCGGCACCUUCCCUCCAUGAGGUACACUCCUGUGGGUCGCUCCUUCUUCUCCCCCCCUGAAGGUUAUUAUCACCCCCUGGGAGGUGGCAGAGAGGUCUGGUUUGGUUUCCACCAGUCAGUCAGGCCUGCCAUGUGGAACAUGAUGCUCAACAUCGAUGUGUCAGCAACUGCUUUCUAUCGUGCUCAGCCUAUCAUUGAGUUCAUGUGCGAGGUGUUGGACAUUCAGAACAUCAAUGAACAGACCAAGCCUCUUACAGACUCCCAGCGUGUCAAGUUUACCAAAGAAAUCAGAGGUCUAAAAGUGGAGGUUACCCACUGUGGGCAGAUGAAGAGGAAGUACCGUGUGUGUAACGUGACCCGGCGGCCGGCCAGCCACCAGACGUUUCCUCUGCAGCUGGAAAAUGGGCAGGCUAUGGAGUGCACAGUAGCUCAGUAUUUUAAGCAGAAGUACAGUCUGCAACUAAAAUAUCCUCACCUUCCUUGUCUCCAAGUAGGACAGGAACAGAAACACACAUACUUACCACUCGAGGUGUGCAACAUCGUGGCAGGCCAGAGGUGCAUCAAGAAGCUCACAGACAAUCAGACCUCCACCAUGAUCAAAGCAACUGCAAGGUCUGCUCCAGACCGACAAGAGGAGAUCAGCAGACUCGUGAAAAGUAACAGCAUGGUUGGUGGGCCAGAUCCCUAUCUGAAGGAGUUUGGCAUCGUUGUCCAUAAUGAAAUGACAGAGCUGACAGGCAGAGUUUUGCCAGCACCGAUGCUGCAGUAUGGAGGCAGGAACAAGACUGUGGCCACACCAAACCAAGGUGUGUGGGACAUGAGAGGGAAGCAAUUCUAUGCUGGCAUUGAGAUUAAAGUUUGGGCUGUUGCCUGUUUUGCUCCUCAAAAACAGUGCAGGGAAGACUUGCUGAAGAGCUUCACAGACCAGCUGCGCAAGAUCUCCAAGGAUGCUGGGAUGCCCAUCCAAGGCCAGCCCUGCUUCUGCAAAUAUGCCCAGGGAGCAGACAGUGUGGAGCCCAUGUUCAAACACCUAAAACUGACCUACGUGGGGCUGCAGCUGAUCGUGGUGAUCCUGCCUGGAAAGACGCCCGUGUACGCUGAAGUGAAGCGGGUUGGUGACACUCUCCUAGGAAUGGCCACUCAGUGUGUGCAGGUAAAGAACGUGGUAAAAACCUCACCACAAACACUCUCCAACCUGUGUCUGAAGAUAAAUGCAAAACUUGGAGGAAUCAACAACGUGCUUGUACCUCAUCAAAGGCCAUCAGUGUUCCAGCAGCCAGUGAUCUUUCUGGGAGCAGAUGUCACUCACCCUCCUGCUGGGGAUGGGAAGAAGCCGUCGAUAGCGGCAGUGGUGGGCAGCAUGGACGGGCAUCCCAGCCGCUACUGCGCUACUGUGCGCGUCCAGACCUCCCGCCAGGAGACCUCCCAGGAGCUGCUCUACAGCCAGGAGGUCAUACAGGACCUCACCAACAUGGUGCGAGAGCUGUUGAUCCAGUUCUACAAAUCUACUCGUUUCAAGCCCACCAGGAUCAUUUACUACAGAGGGGGGGUGUCAGAGGGACAGAUGAAGCAGGUAGCUUGGCCAGAGCUGAUAGCGAUCCGGAAGGCCUGCAUUAGUUUGGAAGAAGAUUAUAGACCAGGAAUAACCUACAUUGUUGUACAGAAAAGGCACCACACCAGGCUGUUCUGUGCUGACAAAACUGAAAGGGUGGGUAAGAGUGGCAAUGUACCAGCAGGCACUACAGUGGACAGCACGAUCACACAUCCUUCUGAAUUUGACUUUUACCUCUGUAGCCAUGCAGGAAUUCAGGGAACCAGCCGGCCUUCCCACUACCAGGUCCUGUGGGAUGACAACUGCUUCACUGCGGACGAGCUGCAGCUGCUGACCUACCAGCUGUGUCACACCUACGUCCGCUGCACGCGCUCGGUCUCCAUUCCAGCUCCUGCCUACUAUGCCAGGCUGGUAGCAUUUAGGGCCAGAUACCACCUUGUGGACAAGGAUCAUGACAGCGCUGAAGGCAGCCACGUGUCGGGACAGAGCAAUGGCCGCGAUCCUCAAGCCCUGGCAAAGGCGGUGCAGAUCCACCAUGAUACUCAGCACACCAUGUAUUUUGCUUGAGGGCUUUUUGGAAGAUGAGGCAAAACCACCAACCCGUGCAGUCCUGAAAUGCUUUUGAACACCUACAGCUCCAACAAGGUGGCCUGGUUGAUUUCAGACUGCCCACUACCAGCAGCUCUGAACCGUCGCACUGAAUCUGUCCAUCGCAGCAACGUCUGAUGCACCAACGCGAUUGAGCCAUUCGUUUCAUUGUUUUUUUCUGUACUAGAAAUUCAUAGACUUGUCUUUUUCUGAUGCAUUGGACUGAAUUUUUACCUAAAAAAAAAAAAAAAAAAAGGAAAGAUAAAAAAAAAAAAAAAGGCAAAAGGUUUGAUCAUGCUGAAAUUUUUCAAGGAACUUGGCACGAAAGGUUUCUAGUUGAACAUUUUGCUGUCUUUUUUAAGUUCUCUUCUCAUCCCUUGAAGCCUGAUUGUGAUGACUGCUCCCCGUCUCCGUGCACUGCUUAGUGAGUACCUGCUUGGUGGCAGAAAUGGUUUACUCCACUUUAAAAACGUUCUAUUGUGUGGGGCCAUAGGUUUUUUUAAUGGAGAUUUUAGACUUCACUACUGUAAAUGCCUUUUAACCAACGGUAACUUUCACAGGUAUUGCAGGUUUAGUUUUGGGGGGUUUUGUUUUGGUCCUUUUUUUUUGGUUGGUUGGUUUUCUUGUUGGAUUUUUGUUGGUUUGUUUUUUUUUCUUUCCUCCUAAUUAAUCUUUUUAAUCUCUGCAGACUUGGGCUGCAUAAAAAAAAGCAAUUGCACUAUAAUGCGAGUUCAAAUAGAGGUGGUUCUUGUCCUGUGAAUGUGUAAUAUAAGCAGAUAGCGAUGCCUGUCGGUAGGUUUUUAAUUGCAGUGGUUACAAAUAAUAACUGCCAUGGUAUCUUAACAAGUUACUGAACCAUCGUUUUCCCCCCUUCUAAAAUAAUAAUAAAAAAGAUAAAAAAGGACAAAAAAAAAAAUUUAGCUUUUAGGUAUUUUGCAGACUUUUACAAGAAAAAAAAAAAAAAGAAGUGCCCACUUUAUGCUGCUGUGUGGUUUGAUAAAUCAAAGUGAUUUUAAAACUUUUUUGUCAUAGAAGGUUUAACUUUUGGCAAUAAAUAUUUUGAUUUUUUUUUAUUUUUAAGCCUCCCCUGCCCCUUCCCUCCCUCCCCUUUCUCUCUCUCCACACCCAACAAUGUAAUUUUCUAGCUGAGGAUUGUGCAUGAGUUUAACCAAACCAAUGUUCUCGGGUUGGUUUUUUUUUUUUUGGAACAGACAAUUUGGGCAGUUUCUGAAACUUCAUUAGGAAAGACACACUUCCAUGCUUUUUUUAAGGGUUAUUUUUAACUGUUUUAUAUUUCACUGUUGGUGUCCUGUCUUAAAGACAUUUUUUAUAAGCUUGGAAAUUGGGUGUUAUGUGUAGGGAAGGUUUGCCAAUCUGUACAGUCUAAAUGUAUUGUGUGACAGGCAACCUAAGGACUUGCUACCAGCAUUUUAACCCCUUCUCUUUUUGGUUUUCUCCUUUUUCUCCUCCCACCUCCUCCGUGGGAAUCUGGGUUGCCCACACAACUGCAUCCAACAGCAUGUUUAACCCAUGUGAGUCCCAUGUACUGAUUCUAUCCCAGCCUAGAAAUUAGGGAUUGUUUUAAAUCUGCUUGGCUGCUUUUAUUUUGGUUUGUUUUUUCAGCUGCAAUGUGUAAUCAAGAACAGGGGCCUGGUUUCACUUGAAUACCCUUGGAAUCCAUGAGCGUAGUACCUUGAGAGUAGAUUCCUCUUAGUGUUUAACCUGAGUUAGGACAGAUUAAAAGCUUGUUCCUCCCCUGAGUAGAGCCAACAUCACUGCUUUGAUAACAGGAGUUUGAGAAGUCCAACGAUUGCACUGUGGUCUCUAACACUCGUGUGGGGUUUGCUGCUAAGUCGUCUGCUGUUCCAAAGCUUGGGAACCAGCCCCCUCCAAAUGUCAGCAAUAGGAAAUGCUGUUUCCUUCAGUCUUUAAGCUUGUAAAUAAAUGAAAGUUUACAUUUCUCAAUGCUGGUUUUUUUGUUUGGGGUUGGUUUGUUGGUUGUUGUUUUUUUUUUUCAGUCGUACCUAAGUACACUGAACUUAGUCUUCAAAAAGUUUUAGAACCUUCUUUUGAGUAGUAAAUUAAGUUUUAAACUUUUCUUUGUUUCAUUUCUGUUGAAAAUGGGACUGAAGCGAACUCUGUUCCUGGCACAUCCUGUGCACAGGUUUAGUUAAAAAUAAUUCUUUUUAGGUUUGGUUGCUUUGGGGGUUUGUUUUUUUGGUGGUUGUGGUGGUGGUGUUUUUUUUUUUUUAAAGAAUACCUCACUUGUGUAAUAAAAUCAGGACAUGUGGGUGGGAGACUGACCGCUGCUUCAGCUAGAUGGCUGCUUUCCUCAGUACUCGUUCAGGGAGAAUACAAAAGAAAAACCCCUUUUUAAGAAUGAACUCUGACUGACCCAACACACGUGGAGAACUUUGGCACCUUGAAAAGAAACUGCACCCACCUUAGGUGGUAGGAUCCAAGAUCGCUAUGUUGAGUUUGUGCACUAGGCAAGAAUGUGGCUGGUUUAAUCAAGAGUGCAUUUCAUCACCGGUUAGCUGUCCAGUGCCAAGCACUCCUAGUUCAGAUUGAGUGAAGUGAGAGCCUCUCCUCUGUUUGCCUGUGACUGGACUGAAUAUUUAACCCUAGGUUGUCAGCCCUCGGCUGACCCCAGGCCAUGGGGUGGGUAUCUGAACUCACCCUUGCUUAAAGGGUGCAGUGCUAGCACUUGGGGAGAAGAGCUCUCAAGUCCAGGACCAUUGUGUGGCAGUCAUGGCAAGAUCAAGGUCCUGGCAGCGCUGUCCCAUGCAGCUCUGAGGCUGGAGAUUGGGCUUGCCCGCCUGGACUAACCCCUUGGGCCUGGCUGAAUCGUUAUGCAUGUGUCAAUCAAUGGGAAGAUGUGCAUUCUGUAGCUGUAGUUCUUAGGGUGUUUUGUUUUGGGGUUUGGGUUUUGUUUCGUUUUGUUUUGUUAUUUUUUUAAUAAAUAAAGCCUGUUGGCCACUGUUUAGCUGUGUGGUGUGAAAGAUUUAAAUGUAGCAAAGUUUAAAGAGUUGGGGAAGGGAGUGGUUGAUUAAAAAGGGCAGAAAUGCCCUUUUCAUUGCAGUUCUGCUCACUCAGUGAACAGCUGACUCUGACCCAGCUCUAGUGGCAGUCCUGGUGAGUCCAUCUCAAACACUGGAGCAGCCUGGCUUAGGUGUUGUGAGUGCCACCACGCAGGGCCGUGCCUGUGGCCACAUCCAGAGGUCUGCUGCACUCAGGCUCUGCCCCAGGGCCAGGGAAGGGCAUCUCUGUUCAGAGCCAAUUUGACAGAACCAACACACACACACCCCUCCAUCCCCAAACUACCUUCGUGGAUGUGCUGUAGGAUUUUUCUUGCUCAAUAGCAAGGGAGUAGCUCUGCUUUCAUUUUAGGAAGGCAGGGUUGGGAGGGCAUUGUAUCAAUACUGUUCAACUACAAGGUUUUUUCCUUGUGCAUUGGAGGAAAGAUCUUGUGAAUAUCACUUGGAGACUUUCUUAGUCCUUGCUAUUGACAUUUUCAUAUUUCUAUGUCUUAGAGGCUGAAAAUUUUCAGUGUAAGAUGUUUGCAUUUGUUCAUUUUUUGACUUCUGAUGUAAUUUUUUUUUUCUGGGGGUGGGGAGAGGGUGGGGUUGUUUGUUUCUAUAUUGUUAGACUUGUAAUGUUUCCAACUGUAUUUUAUUCACUUGGGACUGGAUGUAUGUCUAUAGCAAUACGAGGUACUCUUUCUAUUCUGGCUGGGUUAGCAGCCCCAUGUUGCAGUAAGAUGCUGGUCGUGUACAACUUGCAAUGUAUUUUAUUCUUUUAUUAUUAUUAUUAUUUUCUGUUUUCUUUUAUCUCUUUUUUUUUUUUUUAGCCUGCAGGGAUAUUUUGUGUUCAUGUGUCCAAAAAAAAAAAAAAUAAUAAUAAUUAAAAAAAAAAAGAAUUGGCAUUCUUGUGCCAAAUGUUCUGGUUUUUUCCUUGUUGAUGUCGAAUAAAUGCAAUGUACAGAGUGAGCAACUGAUAACUGCUGCCUGUAAACAAAUGUCUUAAAUUAUUUAACUUUUAAUUAAAACUUGUACACCAUGUGUAACCUGUGGAA